UAUGCACUCAAUGGUGCUGCCUGGCCAUAAAACCUGCCCAUUCUGGGACAAAGUGGUCCCAGGGCUGAAAAGGAUUGACACCAGCUGAGGGGAUCAGAUCCCAUCUGCCACAUUGGCCACACCAGCCUCCCUGCCUCCGCUUCCUCUCUGGAGAGUAGGCUGGUUGUGUGGGCAUGUGGCAGUGAGUGAUCACAGGGGGAUCUCCAAAAGCACGGCAGGAAGAUGGACACAAACAAGAGCGAUGGCCCUGAGCAGCAGAUGUCCCAGCUGCCCCAGUGCUCCCUGUGCUGUGACCCUGAGCCCUGCCCUGGAGCAGGGUCUGCACCCAGUGGCAGCAGGCUGCAGAGUGACCCCAGACUGAAGCCCCACCGCACUGCUCUCCCCAUCCUGACACAGCCGGAUGCUCGAGGGAAGCCAGGGGACACCUCUACACCCCCGGCCCCCUCCCUGGACCCACUUUGGCACAGGUGGUGCCAGUCCCCAGCAGGUUCUGUGCUGGGUCUGACACAACGCCGCAUUCAUUUGGGACAGAGCAAUUAGACUGGGAAAGGGCCAAAGCUGUCACCUAAUAUGGGGACAACUUAUCACUGCUCUUGUGUAACCUAUUGCAUAAAGUGGGGGGUGUGGGGGGUGCUGCCAGCAGUGGGGGCUAUAAAGGUAGGUGCGGGAAAAGGCAGCACCAUGCAGCCUCUCCUGCAGCAUCCAGACCCUGAAGUGAGGAUGACAGCGGUGCUGCCGAGCCUGGUGCUGACCCUGCUCUGCCUGAUGCGGGCAGGGGCUGAGGUCCCUGUGCAGCUGGACUUUGACCCCAAGAAGUUUGCAGGGAUGUGGCACAUCAUGGCUGCUGUUUCCAACUGCCCCGUGUUCCUGAGCAUGAAGGACAAGAUGACAUCAUCUGUAUCCACCAUCAGCUUCACGCCGGAGGGACACAUGGCCAUGGAGACAGUCCUCCCGCUGCCAGAAGAGUGCAAAAAGAUCUCGAUGCUGUUCCAGCGCAGUGGGCAGGCGGGGCACUACAUCAGCACAGAAAAGGGAGAGAAGAGGGAUCUGCGUGUGAUGGACACAGACUACGAGCACUACGCCAUCGUGUACUCCCAGCUGAUAGACAGCCAGAAGCCCAGCACCGCGCUGCAGCUCUACACAAGGAAUCAGGACGUGAGCUCACAUCUCCUGCAGAAGUUCAAGGAGCUCUUCCACUCCAUGGGCCUGACUGAGGACAUGCUGGUCGUGAUGCCGCACUCAGAUCGGUGCACCAAGACUCACAAGUGAGCACAGGAUGAGCAAGGACGUGCAGCCCCUCCAAGUGCCUCCUGACCCCCGUCUGUCUGUCCAUCCGUCCUGCUUCCCUGCAGCUGAGGGGCUGACACAAGGCUGUGCCCCUGGGAGCUGGCUCAGUGCUCAGUGCCCGCUCCAUGCUGACCCUCCCCACCCUCCCAGUCCUGCUGCUCCGUGCUGGGAGCACACCUCUCUGAUCAAAAUAAACAAGUGCAGAAGCUG
Coturnix japonica (Japanese quail) is the source of this 1497-nucleotide messenger RNA. RefSeq names its product lipocalin-15-like. Gene Ontology annotation, molecular function: small molecule binding. NCBI's taxonomy places the organism in Eukaryota, Metazoa, Chordata, Aves, Galliformes, Phasianidae. The record is from RefSeq and is a predicted model, not a curated record.